UGUUUGUUUACUUUCUGCACCGACUACUUGUUGGAGUAAAUAUUUUUUGAGCAUUGACUUUGAGUCGAUUUUAUGCCCUGAAAAGGUUCCCCCUACACAAUGGGCCGAGCAGACACCAAGAAGUGUUUCCUGAGAAAGGUACAACAUCUUCCUGAUGUUGGUGCCUGCUCUGGGGAUUUCACUGCAAGAGCCAGCCUAUCUCCAGAAAGGAUUCGUUUGCUCAAGAUCAGAAGUGGCUGCAGAAAGAGUUUGCAGUAUGUUUGUGAUGGACAUUUCACUAAGUUCAUUCACCGCUUUGAAGCACACCAGAAAAACUGCUGUCUUCAUCAGUCAACAUCUGUUCAUGAUGGCCCUCCAGCCAAAAAGAAAAAAAGUGGCACUCCUCAAUUGCAUGUUAUUACACUCCAAAUGCGGGACAGUGCCAAAACUAUUGGACUUGCUUUGGUGCCCGGCAAGAAAGUGUGUGUCAAGUGCAAGAUUGACCUGAACGCUAAAAUCAAAGCUGCUGAAAAAUCUGCCGCAGGAAAGGCUGCUCAAGAAUCUUCAAGCAACGCUCCUGACCCGGCUUCAAUUUCCAACCCUCCUAUAUUUUCGUCACCUAGUGUAGGGUCUACUUUGGCCCCCAGUGAUAUUACAACUCCCACUGUACCUGCUGAUAAAAAGGCUUCUAAAGAAGAGUUUUUUCAGGAGAGUAUUGAUGGAUUAAAUACUUGGCUGUCCUCUCUUGGAUUCUCUCCUGUUAAUGAAAGGAAAUUAAAGACUCAGAAGAGCUAUGGGCGUAAAGUUAUGAAGAAAAUAAGAGCAGCGCUGACAAAAUUUUCUGAUCAACAACUAACUGAGGACGAAGAUGCAGCAUACUUCAGAGAAAUAAUAGGCCAACUACAGCAAUUUAUUGAUUGUCAUCCCCAGCCCGAUAAAAAAUUAUUAGCUUUAUCAGUUGUACCAAAAAGUUGGAGCAUUUCCAGGAUUGAAAGCACAUUUGGGGUAUCCAACUACAUGGCGAGGAAAAGCCGUCUACUAGUGCAAGACAAGGGUAUUCUGUGUGGCCCGGGUCCUAAAGUGGGACGCAAACUUUCACCUGAGACAGUGGAGCUGAUCACCAAAUUCUACUACAGGGACGACAUAAGUCGGCCUCUCCCUGGAGCCAAAGAUGUACUGAGUGUUUUAGUGGACGGGAAGAGAGUGAAGAAAACUAAAAGACUAGUGCUGUCUACUCUCAGUUGCUUGCAUCAAAAGUUUAAAGAAGAACACCCUGAUCACAAAGUCUCUUUAGCUAAAUUUUGUGAACUGAGACCAAAAGAGUGUGUAUUAGCUGGUAGUGCCGGGACUCAUGUGAUUUGUGUGUGCACCUAUCAUCAGAAUCCAGAACUUAUGUUUGAAGCGGGAAAUCUAAGUGAAGCUGGAUUAGAAAAUAUAAAAGCGUGCAAAAAGUUGCUUUUAUGCUCAGAGCCUAGUGAAGACUGUUUUUUUCGAAGAUGUAAUGACUGUUGUGAUUCCACUGUUUUACAGGAAAAAUUGGAAGUUUAUUUUGACUCAGAAAUGAUUUCCACUGUGGUUUACAACCAGUGGGAGUCCACAGACCGGGCAAAUAUUGUAACUUUAAGUAAAUCUACUGAUGAUUUUAUUUCUGAGUUUAUAUCGCAGAUUGAAAGUCUCAUACCCCAUGAUUUUAUUAGCAAAGUGCAAGCAAAUUUCUAUAAGGAAUCAAUUGAAAAUUUAAAAGAUGGUGAAGUUGUUGUUAAUGUUGACUUUGCAGAAAAUUUCUCUUUUGUUGUACAAAAUAGCUCCCAGGGGUGGUACUUUAAUAAUAAACAGGCGACAUUGCACCCUGUUUGAUUUAUUAUAAAGAUGCAGAGAGCAAAGUAUGCC
Thrips palmi is the source of this 1869-nucleotide messenger RNA. RefSeq lists its product as uncharacterized. Bases 100 to 1836 code for a protein of 578 amino acids. The record is from RefSeq and is a predicted model, not a curated record. The transcript is spliced from 2 exons. Lineage: Eukaryota; Metazoa; Arthropoda; Insecta; Thysanoptera; Thripidae.